AUGGCAGAUCCGAUAAGCGUUCUCGGUGCCCUUUCUGCUGUUACUCAACUGGCGGAUCAGCUAGCUCGAGUGAUCAGUGCAGCAAUUAAUGUAUACAAGCGAUAUAAAGAUCCAAGAUCAACCUUUGGUCAACUAUCACAGGUCGAACAGCUCGUUCAAAUUGCUGGCGUCAUUAAGAGCAAACCUUCUUUGCAAAAUUCUGCUGUUCAGAAUGUCUUGGCCAAUUGCCUUCAAGAUGCAGAAAAACUUCGAGAUAUAUUAGACAAGAUAGUUGUGAUAGAUGGAACAGACUCGCGGAGACGACGGAUCAAGAAGAGUUUAGCAGCGAUGAUGAAGGAUAAAGAGGUUAUGAGCAUCUUGAACUCCUUAGAACGAGACAAGAGCGCUUUGCAACUUUGCAUUUCGGUAAUAGAGGCGUCCAAUAUUGCCGAUAUUUCUGCGAUAACGAGAGGGACUUCCUCAAAUGUAGAUGAACUGCUGAAGUUUUUCCCCGAGAUUAGAGAUUUAAUCAACAACGGACUAUCAAAACUUUCCAAGCUUUCUUCCACAAUAGUUUCCGAUGACACACUCGAGCCGACGAAUUACUUCCUUGUUCCAAACGGCCGACUUGUAUCGGAAUUUGUGGGACGCACGGAUAUCCUUGAGAAAAUCGAGUCAGGGUUCUUGGCACCUUUCCGGAGAGGCUCUCGCAUCGUCGUCUUGCAUGGACUCGGAGGCCAAGGCAAAACUCAGAUCGCACUCGAGAUCUGCCGUAGAGCUAAAGCCAAGGGCACAAACGCAAUAUUCUGGGUUGACGCAAGCUCCGCCCAUACGGUCAAGAAGAGUUUCAAAACAAUCGCUGAGGCUACCAAGAGGCCUCAUGAGCAUGUACCGGAUGACGCGAUAGACAUGAUCUUAUCAAAGUUUGGUGAUUGGCCAUUGUCAUGGAUCAUGGUGUUCGAUAAUUACGACGAUGUCCGAGGAUUCGAUGAUAUUGGAGAUCUGAUCCCCAAUGGAGCAAAUGGAUGCGUACUUAUUACCAGUAGAAACUCGGAGUCCUCCCAGUUGGCGUCCACAUCAGACUGUUCCAUUGAGCUGCUAGGCCUUUCUGAAAAGGAUGCGUUAGAAGUCCUUUUCAAUAAUGCUAAACAACAAGCGAAUGAGAAGGUGCUAGACCAUGCGAAGAAAAUUGUCCAUCGGCUCGUAUACCACUCCUUGGCGAUUACUCAGGCCGGCUCGUACAUUCGACAGAAGAAGAUACACUUGGAUCAAUUCCUAGGAUAUUAUGAAACUCACAGGGCCAACAUACUGAGGCAUACUCCCCAACUGACUCGGUACAGACGACACUUGAGUGAAGGUGAGAAGGAAACAUCGCUAAAUGUGUUCACAACGUGGGAGUUGUCCUUCGAACAGCUGCUCCACCUGCCAGCUGGAGACAACAAAGCAGCUCUCUUGAUCCUUCUCGCAUUUUUUGACUGCAAGGAUAUCUCGGAGGAGUUGUUCAUCGACUAUACUGAUAGAGCACAAAGGAAUCCCUGGUGUUAUGAUUGGCCAGUCCCAUGUCUAGAAUAUUGCCUAGGAGAAGAAUUGAAAGACGAGAUCCCUACUCCCUUGAACGCGCUUUUGGAAGUAGUCAGACCAUGGGACGGCGAUUUAUUCAUUGAGAUAGUGAGCGAGCUUGCACAAUUGUCACUUGUGCAAUCCUGGUCAAGGCACGACGAGAACAUUUGCCAAUUGACCAUAUAUCCUCUUGUGAGGGACUGGAUUCGACUCAGAACCGAACCAGAUGUAUGCAACAAGUUCUGUAUCGUGUCGGGCAAAGUCCUAGCUGCCACGCUCGAGGCGCACUCUGAUGGCUAUUUCUUCCACUUUUCUCUCCCCGCUACGCAAGCUCUUUUUUCGCACAUUGAAGUAUACAACGAGAAUCUUGAAAUUCUAGAGGCUCGUCACGAGGGUACGAAGGAUUGGCAUCAUGAGAGGUUGGACGUCGUUGAUGAGAUUAUCGGCGACUUCUUGUAUCGAUCGCGCCAAAAUGACGAAAGUUCUGUCUUCGCACAACGAGUUCUCGAUGCUAGAUUGAGAGAGCUUGGUCAAACUCAUUCAGACAGUCUGCGUGCUAAGACACAAAUCGCAACGAUGCUCUCUGCGGAUCACCAGUACGAGCAAGCUGUAAGCAUCAUCAGGGAAGUGUUGGAGACACAAGAAGCCAAUCUACCUCCUGAUGACCCAGAAGUACUCAAAACUAUGAUCAGCUUAUCGUGGGCAUUACAGAAAACUAGUAACACGGAGAAUCUAGGAGAAGCAGAAAUGUUGGCUCGUACGAUUGUCAAUACACGAUUAUUAGAGCUCGGACUUGAGGACGAGAAGACGUUGAAAAGUUUGCACCACUUGGCGAACAUACUUCGAAAGCUGAGGAAAUACGAUGAGGCGGAAGGAAUCACACGUGUUGUUAUGGACGUCUGUUUCGAAAUACUUCCGCCGAACCACAGCCAAACACUUUGCAUCCUACAUGAUUUCAUUCUAGUACUUCGUGCACAGGAAAAAUACGAGGAAUCAGAGACCGUAUUACGCGAGUGUAUUGCGGGACAGGACAUGGGUGAUGAGAAUCCGGAAAGGUACUUCCUACUCGGGACACUGGCUUUUAUUCUUCGCAAGAGAGGCAAACAUCAGGAGGCAGUUGAGUCCUUGAAGCAAGCUAUUGCUGGGUUCGGAAAGAUUCUUGGCCCAGAGCACCAAACAACGCUCCGAUACUCCAAAAAAUUGUCGAAGCUUCUGGGCGAGAUUAUUGGGAAUGGACAAAAUACAGCACCUUCGGCAGAGAAUACUGGUUCUAGUAUCAGCAGCGAGGAAGUCCAGCUGACCCAGCAAGUACGAAUAGGAACAGCACUCUUCAUAUCGUGAGAUGGGCCUUGGACGUUCAGCAUAAUUCAUCCGUCAAAUAUACAGGCGGAUAUCUCACGUCAUACAUAUACACUUGUACAAGAGCUCCUAG
This is a messenger RNA of Mollisia scopiformis, 2971 nucleotides long. RefSeq lists its product as uncharacterized. Gene Ontology annotation, molecular function: protein binding; ADP binding. NCBI's taxonomy places the organism in Eukaryota, Fungi, Ascomycota, Leotiomycetes, Helotiales, Mollisiaceae. Bases 1 to 2880 code for a protein of 959 amino acids. The transcript is spliced from 5 exons. The record is from RefSeq and is a predicted model, not a curated record.